AUGCCCUGUCGUGCGGCCUGCGUGGCUCGCCUGUGCAGGCAUCGGCGCCGCCGCCGCAAGGAGCCAGACUACAUCCGGCAGCAGCGGCAACGGCUCGAGGCGGUCAAGCGGCGGGAGGCGGAUAUCGUCGCGGGCAACGCCGCCGCGCCAGGGGUCGACGCCAGAGAGCCCGCCAGAACUUUGUCAAUCCUGGCGGCGCUGGGAGCUGCAGGAGCUGCCAGCUGGUACGUCUGGACGGAGCUGCGGCAAGCCGACAGGGCAGCCAACAGGGCCUUCGUGGAGCAGAAGGCACUAGAGGAGGGCGUUGUGAAGCUAUCCUCCGGCCUGCUCUACAAAGUGCUGCAGAAAGGAAGCGGUGGACAUCAUCCUUCGGAAGAUUCGCCGUGCGCGUGCCAUUACAGGGGCACCCUUAUCGAUGGCACCGAGUUCGACUCCUCGUACAGCCGGGGUGCGCCGAGUACCUUCGCGCCCAACCAGGUGAUACCUGGAUGGACCCAGGCGCUGCAAUUGAUGGUGGAAGGCGACAAGUGGGAGCUGACCGUGCCGUCCGAGCUCGGCUACGGCAGAAGCGGCAAAGGCGACGACAUCCCUGGCGGCGCCACGCUUGUCUUCGAAAUGGAGCUGGUAAGGUUGCUCGCCCGCGACACGCUGGAGACGAGGACCACGGCGACCCUGCAGAAGCGCGCGGGGUCCUUCCUGUUGUUCGCAGUUCCGUCUCUUCCGGUAAUUUGCGUGUUGUGGCUGGAGGCCGGGGUGACUGAAGCGGCGGCAUGCACUCUGACGGGCCCUGCCCUUAGUAGGGCAGUGGUCGCGGGCUUCUUGUUGUGGCUCGCGCGCUCCCGUGCGCGCUGCAAGGAUUCGUCGAAGGCCAGCCACGAGCCAACGCUGGAGGAGGGCUCGGACGGGCACGGUUUCAUCGAGGCUGGGGCCUCUUUCGGCCUGCGCAAGACGGGCACCCAGGCGAAGAAAUCUGGCAUGGCUUUGCCGCUCGUUGCGUCACCCCGUGGGAUCAGCAGGGCGCGCUGGGCAGAGGCAUGGCUCAGCUUACGGAGGCGGGCGGACCUGGCAGCAGAGAAAGACGGCUGCCUCCAGCCUGAAGUUCACGCAUGGACAACCACAGACGCCACGUCUUCUCGGCUGCGAGCCCUCACCAGCGAACCAGAGCUGGAGGCGGUAUUGCCCAAGAGUUUCAGUUCUAGGUCAGCCAGGGCCGCUGUCCUGUCCUGGGCGGCGAAAGCUGGCCUGUCGGUCGUGUCCCGCAGGUUGCUCGGAGGGCACGCCGACAUGAUCGCAAAGAGCGCGCUGGAGUUCUCGCGGGGGGAUCUGGCGGGGGCGUUGCACCAGCUCCGCAGGGUCUUCGACUUGAUUGGAAGGAGUUCGGCCUGGACGCUACCAGGUCAGGCAUCCGUGCGCGUCGACGGGGGGGGGGGCGGCGAGUCCGGUGGCGACGCGAACUUCCGUGUAGCCUCCGAGCACGAGAAUACGGAUUCCGACGUGGAGGGCGGCGCAUCCACCGUGGAGGUCGCGGCUGCGGCCAGCGCCGGAGUUGAGUUACUUCUUUUCUCCAGAGAGUGGGGACUGGAGGUGAGGUGCGUCCAGGUCACAUUGCACGUGGCCAUGGGCGGAUGCGAUGACGCAGCAGCCUGCGGUUUCACCUUCGCCAUGGGCAUGGCCGAGCGCUGGCGUGAAGGAUGGCCGCCCGCGGCACAGUGGUUGUUCCUUUGCGGGAGGGGCGGCUGCUUUAGGUCGCACGGGCAGGAAGUCUUCGUCGCGCGUGUGGUGGAGGGCUGCUUGGAGGACUGUAUCCCGACCAUGACAGCGACGAACAUCAAGACGUACACCGGCGUUGGGUUCGGGACCGUCUACAACCCACAGGACGAGAACUGGAAAAGGGACCUGGCCACGGGCUUCAUGAAGCAGGUCUCCGAGGCGUCGUCGGCAAAGUCUGCUGACAUCUCUACGGGCCUCCUGCUGGACUACGCUCUCAAGCGCCGCGGCUUGAUCAUGGCAAUGGGUGGCCUCGUGGAGUUUGAGGAGCACGAGAAGCGUCGGGAAACCCUCAUGUCACCAGACCUUCGGGUCCCGCCGACCGUCUACGCCAAGACGUCCCUCACCCAGGUCAGGCGGGCGGACGAAGCGGCUUUCGCGCUCUUCAGCCGGUUGGCCAGGGAAGGCAUCCGGAGGAAGAUUGGCGUUCGCCCACUGGACAGCAUCAUCUCGGAUGUGCGGAAGCACGAGGGUUCCGCACGGGACGCGCCAGGCGGCCCGCGCCGGGGCCAAGCGGGGCAAGAGAGUGGCCCGGCCUUGCAGCUGCAAUUCCGGCACCCCGGGAACUCGGCCUCCGACGACGUGGGCAUUCCGGUCCGCUUCGGGCACAAAUUGAACAUGUGCGACGAGGCUCCGCCAGGGCCGACGUCGAGUUGCAAGAGAAGCUGCAAGCGAGCUCGCAGUGAUUUCACGUUCGCCCUGAGCGUCGUCGAGCGUUGCGAGAACCUGGGCGCCCAGUUGGUCGUAGAAAACCCAUCGAAAAGCCUGCCGCUGCACAUGCAGGGGUUCGUCGGCCUGCCAGGCCGUGCCGGGGUGGCCGACGCCGAGUUCCACGCCUGCAUGGUCGUCGCCGGCUUCGUGGAGGCGCGCCGGCUGGCGACAGGCGACGUCGUGGCCGUCCCGCGAGAAGGUGCCCCGAGCUCAUGGUCCAUGCCGUUGGCGGCAUCAGCUCUGGCCGCAGCCAAGAAGCCGAAGCGGCAGGCCGAGGCGACCUUGGCCAAGGGCGCCGCGGUCGCGACGGUCCAGCUGGAUACGGUUGCGCUCGUCCUUCCGGCUCUGGAGAAGGGGGGCAGGGGCGACGAGAGAUGGCGGCUGCAGCUGGCUUCUCCAACCCUCGAGGGUAAGAGCGUUUUCGGCGAGGUGCCGGCGUCGGGGGCCUUCGAGAAGCGCGGGCGCCCAGCGGGGGGGCCCCUCGGAGGGAUCCUGGGGGCGCCGAUGCGGGCCAGACAACGCCUCCAGGACACUGCGAGACCAGGCGCCCCCGACGUGGCCGAGGUGGCGGUCGAGCGCGCGGAGGGGGGAAGUUGCGCGGGCAAGGCCCUCGGCCCGUUCUGCGAGGGCACUGCCGCCUCUAUCGCAGGAAACGACCAGGUCGAGCUGAUCACGGGGAAAGCGCAACGCGGUCGUCACCACAGAGGCUUCGCCUCGAAAGCGUCCCGCAACUUGCGGGGGAGGGCGCUCGACCUGACGCCGGUAUUCAAGCAGCUGGCGCCUCUGCCGCCCCCGUCGCCGCUCCUGGCGGCGGCGCCCUGCAGUUGCCUAGCUCGCAAUGGCGUCGCCCGCUGCGUCUUGCGCGCAAUUCCUGUCGAGGCGAGGGGCGCGUUCUACGUCUUCGGGGCAGUCGCGAGGGCGAUCGAGAUGAUCUUGUCGGAGCUUUUUCUGUUGGUUCUCGCGCAGUGCGCAGGCGACUUCCCGCAGCUGAAGCCGGAGGCAAACGCUGACAGCGCCGCAAUUGCCGCGGGGGUGAUGCAGCCGUGGGGCUGGGGGUCGAGACGGGGCGCCGCAGGUUGCCUUCCGCGCUCAUCGUUCUCCGCUCUCGGCGCGGCGUUCGAUCUCAGCAGCGCUGCGGGCGCCGAUUUGAUGACUUCGAACGAGCUGGAGAGGGCCAUGAGAGCCUCGGAGCAGGCUUGCGUGCUGGCGGGUGGAGUAUGGGUGAACCAGCCUGUCCUGACGCAGCUUCUCGCGCGCGGGCCCCCCCCGAAAGGGUCGAUGGCGCGCCGCUGGUCCAACGCGAGGCGGCGCUCGCGUUGCCGCAGCCCUCCCGCGCUGCUCUGGGUCGACGGAUCAGAGAAGCAGGCCGUGGCCGAGGGCGGCGCGGUGCUGGGCGACAGGGGCGCUGUCUCGGAGUGCAUCCAGCUCCUUCAGCCCGCAGGUGGCGGGCCGCCCGCGGCCGUCGCGCUGGCGCCGAGGAGAGCGGCCGCGCGCGGACGGCGGGCGAUUGCCUUCGUGGACGACGACGCAGCGAGAGCAGCCGAGGUCAACGGCCAUGCGGGCGCGCCUGCCCCGACGAGGCUCGCGGGGACAGCGCGGGCCCUGGCGCCGGAGCAGCGCGCGCAUCUCUUGUUCGACCAGGCGCCUUUGCCAUCGAAUGUGACAGACGGCCCUUCCAGGGGCAAGGUAGAGAACGCUGAGCGCUUGGGAUUCGUCCGGGCACGGGCCGUUUUCUGGUCGUUCGAGUUCUGCGCUUGGCGGAAGUACGAGCGGACGCUGGAGCUAGCUUGUGGGGGCCUCGUGGCGAAGCCCUUCUCGCAGGCGAGGCAUUUCCAGUCCCUGCGGUCGCCGGUGCAGCUCCGCUCCACAUGGCCGGCGAUCGUGACAGUUUUGGCCGCGGUGGGUCGCAUCAUCAUCCGGCUGGGCGCUGGCGUUGUGGGGCCCCCGCUGGUGACGCUGCUGCUGCCUCGAGCGAUGGAGGAGGACGUGGCUCGGACCGCAGUGGAAGCUGCGCUUCGGGACUGGCUGGCAUGGGCCAACUACGCCGUGGGCGAGGACUUCCACGUCGAGGGUGAGCCGCUCGCGCAGCGCUUCCCAGAGGUCCUCAGCGCGCGGGGCGAUAUCGCCUAA
Prorocentrum cordatum is the source of this 4608-nucleotide messenger RNA. The record is from the annotation of a GenBank genome assembly. Lineage: Eukaryota; Dinophyceae; Prorocentrales; Prorocentraceae.